UCAAGCGAGAUCGAGUUCACGCCAACUGGAGUACGGCAGUUUGUGUCAGACCACGGAGCACGGAAGAUGCUCCCGGUUGUUUACGGAACGGGUGGACCACCCUCGUCGCGGCGACGACGUCGCGCCACGAUUUUUCUCGGUGUCGUGUCUUCCGCGCUUGGAAACACCAGGAACGUCGCGAGUUCUUCUUCGAUCAUCAGGCCGGCUUCCACUGCCACCAUCAUGACCACAGCUUUGGGCCUUUUAAUGAUCCUGCUGCCAGCAGCGUAUCCGGACAAGAUCUCCAUCGGUGCAAUCUUCGAGCAAGGCACCGACGAAGUUCAGUCAGCCUUCAAAUUUGCGAUGUUCAACCAUAACCAGAAUACCACGACUCGGAAGUUUGAGUUGCAAGCUUUCGUAGACGUAAUUAAUACCGCAGAUGCUUACAAACUGUCUCGUCUUAUCUGCAGUCAGUUUAGCAGAGGGGUGUUCUCCAUGCUGGGUGCCGUGAGUCCGGAUUCAUUCGACACCCUCCAUUCUUAUAGCAACACGUUUCAGAUGCCUUUCGUGACGCCCUGGUUUCCCGAGAAGGUUCUGACACCGUCCUCAGGUCUCUUGGAUUUCGCCAUAAGCAUGCGUCCGGAUUAUCAUCGCGCUAUCAUCGACACGGUGCGAUAUUACGGCUGGAAGAAAAUCAUCUACCUCUACGACUCCCACGAUGGACUGCUCAGGCUGCAGCAGAUCUACCAGGGCCUGAAACCAGGCAACGAAUCGUUUCAAGUAGAAACAGUGAAAAGAAUACAAAAUAUGUCCGAGGCGAUCGAUUUUCUGCGCAGUUUGGAAGAAUUGAAUAGAUGGAGUAACAAGUACGUGAUACUCGAUUGUCCUACGGACAUGGCGAAAGAUAUUGUGGUGAGCCACGUGAGGGAUGUUGCACUUGGGAAAAGAACGUACCAUUAUUUAUUAAGUGGAUUGAUAAUGGACGACCGAUGGGAGAGCGAAGUGAUCGAGUACGGCGCCAUCAACAUUACCGGGUUUCGAAUCGUGGAUGCUACGCGACCCUAUGUCAAAGAUUUCCUAGCUGGUUGGCAUCGUCUCGACCCAGCUACGUCUCAAGGAGCUGGCCGCGAAUCCAUUUCUGCGCAAGCUGCGCUGAUGUACGACGCCGUAUUCGUCCUCGUCGAGGCGUUCAACAAGUUUCUGAGAAAAAAGCCGGAUAGAAGCAACGUAAGGCGAACAGGGAUUCCUGGCGGCAGUCAAAUUACCAAUGGCACCAGGGCACUGGAUUGCAAUAACAGUCGGGGCUGGGUGACGCCAUUUGAAUAUGGCGAUAAAAUUUCCAAGAAUCUGAGAAAAGUGGAAAUCGAGGGACUAACUGGGGAGAUCCGCUUCAACGAUGACGGUCGCAGGCACAAUUACACCCUCCACGUCGUCGAGAUGACGGUCAACAGCGCCAUGGUCAAAGUAGCUGAAUGGACAGACGAGGCUGGAUUCCAGGCCAUCGCGGCGAAAUACAUUCGACUUCGACCGCAUACCGAAAUUGAGAAGAAUAAGACCUACAUUGUCACUACUAUUGUGGAGGAACCGUACAUAAUGAAGAAGAAAUCAGACACUGGGGAGAUAUUGACUGGCAAUGAUAGUUACGAGGGCUACUGCAAGGAUCUAGCUGACCUUAUAGCUAAGAAAUUGGGAAUAUCGUAUGAGUUACGAAUAGUUAAAGACGGUAAAUACGGAAUGGAAAAUCCAGACGUUCCCGGUGGUUGGGACGGCAUGGUCGGCGAGCUGAUUCGGAAAGAAGCAGACAUUGCCAUUGCUCCAAUGACAAUCACUUCUGAACGUGAACGAGUGAUCGAUUUUAGUAAACCUUUCAUGUCACUGGGUAUUAGUAUCAUGAUCAAGAAGCCCAUCAAACAGAAACCUGGUGUGUUCAGCUUCUUGAAUCCGCUGAGCAAAGAGAUCUGGGUCUGCGUUAUCUUCUCCUACAUCGGUGUAUCCAUCGUUCUUUUUACCGUGUCCAGAUUCUCCCCAUACGAAUGGAGAGUACUGACUCUAAGCACCAGUGGGGAUCCCACAAUGGGUACAAGGAACGAUCCCACGCUACAACAUCCACACGGAUCGCAAGGAUCUCCCCACAUUCCAACCUCGAGCAUGGCGAACGAUUUCAGUAUCAUCAACAGCCUUUGGUUCGCAUUAGCCGCCUUCAUGCAGCAAGGCUGUGACAUAUCACCCAGGUCGAUAUCAGGACGAAUCGUCGGCAGCGUCUGGUGGUUCUUUACCCUGAUCCUAAUCUCCUCCUACACUGCCAACUUAGCCGCGUUUCUAACCGUCGAGAGGAUGGUCGCGCCGAUUAACUCGCCGGAAGACCUGGCCUCGCAAACGGAAGUGCAAUACGGCACACUAUCUCACGGAUCUACUUGGGACUUUUUUCGAAAAUCGCAGAUUAAUCUCUACAGCAAAAUGUGGGAGUUCAUGAACUCACGGAAACACGUGUUUGUAAAAACGUACGACGAGGGUAUACGAAGAGUGAGGACCAGCAAAGGAAAAUACGCUCUCCUGAUCGAAAGUCCGAAGAACGAGUACAUAAACGAGAGGGAACCCUGCGAUACAAUGAAGGUCGGCAGAAAUCUGGAUGCCAAAGGCUUUGGAGUAGCAACGCCGUUGGGAUCUCCCCUCAAAGAUCCCAUAAAUUUGGCGGUGCUAUCGUUGAAAGAAAACGGAGAAUUGACGAAACUGGUGAAUCGAUGGUGGUACGACAGAACAGAAUGCAGACACGGGGACAAGCAAGAUGCUUCUAGAAACGAAUUAUCUCUCAGCAACGUGGCGGGAAUAUUCUACAUCCUCAUCGGUGGUCUGCUUUUAGCCCUGGCAGUCGCGCUGCUAGAAUUCUGUUACAAAUCACAUACGGAAGCUACCAGAGCAAAGAUCCCAUUGUCGGACGCGAUGAAGGCGAAAGCUCGAUUGACGAUCGGUGGUGGUCGAGAUUUCGACAAUGGCCGGUGGUACGGACUGCAGAGUUAGACGGAGGAUGCAUGCGCCUUUCCCGGGACCAUAUUACUACGCUCCGGCAAACGCGAUUGGCAAUACCGAGGGCGACCAGGUACACAGCAAUACGCAUACCCAGGUGUAAAUUACCCGGAGGAGAGCCCAGGCGAGUCGCCCGCCAUCUCCCUGCCCACGCCUCCACCGCCGCCGUUGAUGGCGGCCCUGCCUCCACCGCCGCCGCCGCCGCCCAGAAGACCGCCUCGAAGAAGCGUCACCUUCGCGGAAUCGCCGCCGAAGAGCCCGAAAAAGUCGAGGUUCUCGCCUUUCCUGCGUAGGCCGAGCAUCACGAUGCUAGACGUCGCGGUGCCCUGGACACCGGCUUCGCCGCGCGUCUGGGCUGGUCGUCUCGGCGACUACAAACCCGAAUACAUCACGUAAAAACGAAAACAAGGAAAUAAAUCACAGCACGAGCAUAGAAGCUCUCCUGUCCUGUGGGCUGGUCAUAGAUCGUUAAAAUUUCGAUCGUCCGACAGCCUGGCACAAAGAUCCAAAGAUCCAAUAAUCCCGAGCAACGCGUUUGCCGCAAAUCGAAUAUCCGCGACGCUCGAUUUCUCGAGCGCUUCCCUCGAUCGUUGUUAGUUCCGUGUUCCAAAGAAGCUCGAAGGAGUUGGAAUUUCGAGCGUCGAUCACGAGAACGAUUCGUCUGUUUGUUCAAGUUCCUCGAAUCGUACUGCCACACACACACACACACACACACACACACACACACAUAUACACACACAUGAUUUGAGAUCGUCGAUGACGUGUACCGAGUCCUUUCGGAAUGAUUCGUUCUUGCGAACAGGAACUAAACGAGUCCGAGGAAUCGCUCGAGAGGAACGCAGAGGAGCCGUGUGUCACGACUGAUCGACGAAGAUUCUUGGUAUCCAUAUUUGUUUCUGUUAGACGAGACGAAUGAUGGUUUUGCGACAGGAAUCUUCGUGGACAGCCGUGUUUGUACAUUGUAUAUAUUACGUUGUAAUCGAAUCGAACGAGACGAAUCAAAUGGUGUAGAGAAAACAAGAGAAGGACAACGCGUACGACCGGCUACCGGCGACGAGAACAGGUCGCGAAAUUCGAUAGUAGAAUUCGAUGGUCCUGGGAUGGGUGCAUGUGCAACCAGCAACUCGAACUAACACAUUCAACUGCCAUUUCCGUGAGAGAGCCCUGUAUACACGCGAGACACGAACGCGUGCACGUACGUAUAUGUAUACAUUAUAUUUCGCGAGGGAAGAUACGCGGGUCGACCGAGAGAACGAAAGAACUUAAGCUGGAGAAACGAUGAAACGCGUGAGAGGAGAAUUCUGAAAGAGGUGACUGCGGAUGAGAUUCUGGCAGAAUAAAAAGGAAGAAAGAAACUGAAGAAGUUUUAGAGAACUGUGUGGAAAAAGAGAAUACAGGUCGACCGCGACGUAACACUACUAUUAUUAUUAUCAUUAUUCUGAUUACUAUUAUCGCGACAGCUAAGUUUUUAUUACGGAUUACGGUUCGUUACAGAUCGUUGUACAUCGGUGCAAACUAUUUUGUGGAUCUCGCGAGAAUGGAUAAUUCGUUGCGUAAAGAAAUAAAGAAAGAAAAGAAAUAAAAAAAAAAGAGAAGAGAGGAAGAAGAGAAAAAGAAACAACACUGGAGCCGCGAUGCGUUUUUUAACUGACGAGAACGGUGUAUAAUCACAUCGAUGCGUGGGUACUGCGUGUGUGAUAAAUAAUAUAUAUAUAAAUAUAAAUAUAUAUAUAUAUAUAUACAAAUAUAAAUAUAAAUAUACAUACGUAUAGACGUUUAUCGAGAGAUGUGAGAUGAAAGCGUAGGAGAAAAUGUGUCAGAGAAUGCGUGAUGAAAGCGUAUGUGAAGAACAUAGGAUUAAACGAUAAUCGUGUAAACGCAUUAUUAAGUACCUAUCACUGCCAGUUCGCGCCGAUCCGAGCCGAGAGAGGACGAAGGACAAUUUUUCUUUUGUCGAUGGACACAGACUUUUUACACGCUGCCGUUUUCAGGCCCCGUUUUCACGCCGCAAAACGAACAGGUUUCCUUGCGUUGUCGGAUCGCCGUGAUCUGGCUCGAAGAACGACGUUUACGGCCAAGGUUUUUCGUGCCAAAAGACGAUAUCUCUCCCGAUAACGAUAACGUCCAGUGCUACGCUGUUACGAAAGAAGAGGCUGGGGUAGAAGAAGACCUCUGACGCAAGGUAUAAAACAAACUUGAAAUAUACACAUAUAUCGUUGGUCAAGAGGAGAACACGAGAGGAGAAUAGAAUACAUAAAAAGAACGAUGCUCUAUUAGUGAAAAUGUUUGAAUCGUUUGGAUAUUAUUUCUUAGAAAUAUUCAUCGAAAACGAAUUUUCUAUUUCUACAAACACGCGUGCUUCUUUUAAAUCGAAUAAACAGUUUUUGUAAUUGGAAGCAAUUUUCAAGCAAUUUACUAUGUAAAACACUGUGUUCGAGAGUUUUCUUUCGUUGAUACUCUUUUAUAUUAAUACGAUAAAUUCCACGAUUCUAAAGGUGUAUCAAGAGCGACAAAGCAAAAACGCGCAUGUACAUAUUUUUUUAAAGGUGAUAUAGAUACCCUUUUAAAAUUAUGGAUAUUCCUUUUUUCGAAGCGAAGAUUAACAAAAUCAAAAAACACUGCUUCCUCGAAAAAUAUUGCGACUAGCGAGAGAAUAAUACGUCAGUAGUAUAAAGUAAAAAUCAAAAGCUCGAGGAUGUCCACGUUGAAACGUAAAGUGCAGGCCGCCUGCAGCGUUUUUAAACCGUUCUGAUCGAUCGAAAUCAAAAUUAAAAAUCAGAAUCAAACUGUGUCAGACAAGCGUCGAUUGUUACUCGAGUGUCAUCGUAGCACUGAACUGAACAAAGGGAGAGAGGUCGCGGAGCAAAAUUGCAUGUUGCGACGUAUAAAACUAUUUUUCUGGAACGCACUCUAACUAUCCCGCCGAGAAACUUCGGUUCACAUUUAUUUACCGAAACAAACUGCCAUAAACCGACGAUUAUCGAAGAACGAAAGAAAAAAAGAAUACUCGUCAAUUGUUCGUGAACCUUGGUGACUCUUCGUUUCUUCCACCACGAAUUUUUUCUAUUUCACGAUUCCCCAUAGAUCCAUAAAAAAAAAAAAAAAAAGAAAAGGAAAGAGAAACGAGAAUCGAGCCGACAGUCGAGCAAGUUUUAUACGUGGCAGCGACGAGAUCGAUCUACCUAUCAUAUCGCCAGAUUUUCUUAUUACGACUAAUUGUUAUCUAUCAGCGGUUUAAAUAACGAUAGAUAAUGCGUAUAUCGGGUAUUAAGCCGUUUACGUAACGAUGGUAACACACGAUGAACACGGUGAUGCAUUUAUCGGAGCAUCAGAACGGUGCGGAAGAGAAACUCGAGUCAUCUUGAUCGAAGGCCGCACGUUCUCACGACUUUACCCAGCGUGAUCCAUUUGAUCAAUGUACAAUUUACAGGGCAGGCGUUAUAUACGUCUUUACAAAGAGGAUAAAGUUACGAACGAUUCGAGCGAAGUCAGAUAUUUAAAUGGGCGUUGGAAAUGGAAUGAAUGCGAAUCGUCGGAGUAACUUAUUCUUGAUAGUAGCAUGGCGCCAAAUUCAAAUAUAAACGCGACGGUAUUUUUGUUUCCUCCGUCGUUGUGGUCGUUAACGUUUUCAUGUUGAUGUUCGUCGGCACUUUUUCUAUCCCUCGACAAACUCACCGAUACGAAGCGGAACGAAAAUAAAAAUGAACAAUGUAACAGUCCCCGUAUACCGUCCCGGCGUCGUUUCGAGACAACUCACCUGUUUUCACCUGUUCUUCCUGUUCACCUUCUACGCUUUUCUUUUUUUGUGCGUGGAAUUAUCGAAAUGAAGAAGAAGAAGAAGAAGAUAAAGCUUGAAAAACUUUCAGGAUAUUCUACGACGGAUGGUUGUAAAUAUUGUUCUCCUCCGAAAACAUCAGCAACCUGAUUUUUCCAUCGUAUGAAGGAAUUUCUAAUUUUGUAAACAAUAAAAUGGAAGAGCAUUACCAAAAGAAAUGUCAUAGUGACUGACGUUUUUUCAAUGUUAUGUUUGACGAGAACAGUCAAAUACUUUGGAAGUAUUUGCGGAGAUUCAGUAGAAUAGGUCAACGCAUGAUCAGACAAGAUUUCUAUUUCUUUAUUCAUCCUUCCUUCUCUGUUUAUCUUUUUAUAUUUGAAAUAAUUCUUAUAGCAUCUUACGCUGAAUGACUGUAAAUGCUUCCUUAUUCGCGUAUAAUAAAUAUGAAAAUUUUUUUUUAAUUAAUUAGAUACAUAGAAAAAUUCGAUAUCGUUGAAAAGCGAUGAAAAUGAAUAUUUGGUGAAUAGUAUUUAUAAAAAUCCAGUAGAAUAUCCCAAUGUUCGAUCAGACGAUGCGUUACCAGCUGUAAAAGAAGGAAGCGCGCAAAGAGGCCGGAAAGAAUAAAAGCGAAACUCGAAACUCGUUCGAAAAAAGAGCAAUUACGUAGAAAAUAAUGUGGAAGCAGAUCACGCGACGAAAGUCGAACGAAUUUCAAAACGAAACAUGAGAACGAGCAAGCAAAAUUAUGAGGGAAAAAUAAAGAGAAAUAAGAAAUAAAAUAGCGUCUUCCAGUUUGCGCUUUCACCGAUCGCUGCAUAAGAAUUACGCUUGUACCUUCGAUUCGAGUAUCCUUCGUCAUCUCCCGUACCAUUCCGUGGCAUGAUACGAUCGAUUCCCUUGUAAACCGUUGUAUACCAAUCAAAUUUGUCACAAUACAGGAUCGUUUAUUUAAAUGUAA
Molecule: messenger RNA, 7736 nt
Organism: Bombus terrestris (buff-tailed bumblebee)
Lineage: Eukaryota; Metazoa; Arthropoda; Insecta; Hymenoptera; Apidae
Gene: GluRIB
Product: glutamate receptor 1
Exons: 20
Coding region: 67-2997 (976 amino acids)
Biological process (GO): modulation of chemical synaptic transmission; synaptic transmission, glutamatergic
Cellular component (GO): postsynaptic membrane; plasma membrane
Molecular function (GO): glutamate-gated receptor activity; transmitter-gated monoatomic ion channel activity involved in regulation of postsynaptic membrane potential
Source: RefSeq, a predicted model, not a curated record